AUGUUCUUCGUACCGAUCAACAUGCUCCGCAACGACCCGUAUUCCAGAUACGACACCAAGGCAUCUGGCAACUGGUACAAGGCCGACGAGCCCUGGGGCGCUUUCCUCCAGACCGAUGGAAACCCUGCUGUUACCAUCCACCCCUACGAGUCCGACGCUUCCUCUGGCUCCUUCAACCCCCAGGCCCACACCACCUGGGUCCCCGUUGACUGGUCCAGCUGGCCCAACUACAACGUGCACGGAUAUGGAGUCUACUAA
This is a messenger RNA of Guillardia theta CCMP2712, 258 nucleotides long. RefSeq lists its product as hypothetical. The record is from RefSeq and is a predicted model, not a curated record. Lineage: Eukaryota; Cryptophyceae; Pyrenomonadales; Geminigeraceae. The coding region runs from base 1 to 258 and encodes 85 amino acids. The transcript is spliced from 2 exons.